AUGUACGGAGACUACGUAUUGGAGGACAAUAAGCCAAUACAACCAAAAGCUUUAGUGAAGCGUGGUUACACCGUUGCCGAACGGAUUGGCCAAGGAGGAUACAGAUUGAUUUUGACGGCCAGAUCUGCGCGGCAUCAUAGCCGCAUGGCGAUCAAAGUGAUCGAAAGAUGUUCGUCGGACAGUGAUUUACAAAAGGCCAUCGAAAGCGAGAAACUGUUCGCCGACAUGUUCGAUCAUCCUUAUAUCAACGUGUACCACGAAAUCAUAGAAACAUCGAGAAGGGUGUACAUGAUCAUGGACUACUACCCGGACGGCACGUUGCUGGACUACUUCAAGGAGGUGAACUACACGCCCGAGCCGGUGGCGUACGAGUGGUUCGCGCAGCUGUGCUCGGCACUCGAGUACGUGCACGGCCGCGGCUUCGCGCACCGCGACGUCAAGAUGGAAAACGUGCUGCUGGACCGGCAGGGCAACAUCCGAUUGGCCGACUUCGGGAUGUGCGUGGCCGUCAUGGAGCCAAACGUUAGUCCCGACGACGAUCGCGAAAGAGUCGCGUCCCGUCGGCCCGUCAACCUUACAGCAUGCGGCACCGUCAUGUACAUGUCACCGGAACAGUUGUCCCGCGUCCCGUACAACGCGCAGUUGGCCGACGUAUGGGCUGCCGGUGUGCUACUCUUCUGUCUGGUCGUCGGCCGGUUUCCGUUCCCGUACCCGACCGGAGUACGCGACGUGAGGCCACUGAUAUUGAAAUGUCAGAGAGAUGGAUACGCCUUUGAACCACAUGAAAAAAUACGUCUAUCGAUCGAGUGCCAAUCGAUUUUCGGAAAAAUAUUUGUAGACGAAUCGCAAAGAGAAGAAAUCAAAAAUCUUAAAAAAGAUAAAUGGAUGGUUAAAGGAACACAGAACAACGAAAAUUAUGGCCAAUUAUUCAAUGAUGACCACAUGCUGAAAGAAGAUGUUAACAUCUGUUUGUUAUCAUAUAUGACAUAUUUUUAUGAUGAAAGAAUAAAUAAACUAGUAUCGUAUCAUAAACUACAUGUUGAGUCUACUAAUAAUGAUGAGAAAAGUGUUAACAGAUUCAUUAGUGUAUAUAAUGACGAUGUUGAUGAUACAACAAAGUAUGAAUUAGUACAUUUCAAACAGUUUUGGGAUCAGUUAAAACCAACAUUUGAUGGAAGUGAUGUACUCAAGAUAUUUGAAUGGAUGACCGAAUGUAAUAUUAUUAAUAUUUUCCCUAGCAUUCAUAUUGCUCUAAGAAUAUAUCUUACCGUUCCUGUUGCUAAUUGUACUGCAGAGAGCAUUUUCGAAGUUGAAAAUGAUGUUCUUCAAAAUUUAAGCUUCGAUAAAACAUUAAAAAUAUUCGCUACGCAAAAAGCUAGAACUUGA
Molecule: messenger RNA, 1386 nt
Organism: Sipha flava (yellow sugarcane aphid)
Lineage: Eukaryota; Metazoa; Arthropoda; Insecta; Hemiptera; Aphididae
Product: testis-specific serine/threonine-protein kinase 4-like
Exons: 6
Coding region: 1-1386 (461 amino acids)
Biological process (GO): protein phosphorylation; intracellular signal transduction
Molecular function (GO): ATP binding; protein serine/threonine kinase activity
Source: RefSeq, a predicted model, not a curated record